Molecule: messenger RNA, 975 nt
Organism: Tetrahymena thermophila SB210
Lineage: Eukaryota; Ciliophora; Oligohymenophorea; Hymenostomatida; Tetrahymenidae
Product: Yip1 domain protein
Exons: 10
Biological process (GO): vesicle-mediated transport
Cellular component (GO): membrane; Golgi apparatus
Molecular function (GO): small GTPase binding
Source: RefSeq, a predicted model, not a curated record
AGAUUGAAGGAAAGGAGUAAUAAAUAGCUUCCUGUUAUAUAGCAACUAAUAAAACUCAACCUAUUUGAAUAAAAUUAGAUUAAUUUUUUCAGAGAUUUUAUAAAUCAAAUAGAAAUUUAAUAAAAACAAUAUAAUAAAAACGAAAUCAAAAAAUUUUUAAUAAUCAAAAACUAUCUUAUUAUUAGUAGUAUUAAUUAAAUGGACUUUUAACAAGACAAUCAUUAACCAUAAGGGUUAUAUGGAUCAGAUGAUAAUUACUAAAAUUCAUUUGGAUCAGCAAACGUAAAACCAUCAGCUGAUGUCGAAUCAUAACCAGGUAGCGCAUAAAAAGAACCUCAAUAAUAGCCUUAAGAAAACCAAUAAAAAGCUACUGGAUGCUGUGGAAUUUUUUCAAUUGAAUAUUAUCAACCUUUCUUCAACGUCACAAGCGCUGAAGUAAAGAAGAAAUUAAUAAAUGUUUUAAUUCCAAACAAGCCCGAAUUUUAGAGUAAAAAAACCCCUGAUUUAUGGGGCCCUUUCUGGGUGUUGACAACAGUUAUUUUCUUAUUGUGCGUUUGUGGUAACCUUUCAAGUUAUAUUUCAAAUCAAGAAAAGUAUGAAGUUGACUUUAAAUAUGCUCCUCUAGCUGCUGCUUUGAUUUAUGGUAUUGGUAUAUGUUUCCCUGUCUUACUAUCUAUAUUGAUUAAGUGCUUCGGUGGUGAAACUACUCCUUUUGAAGCUAUCUGCUUAUAUGGAUACUCCAUGGCUUGUUUUGCUAUAGUUGCAGCUUUAAACACUAUUCCUUUCUCAUGGUUAUAAUGGAUUUUAACUGUUUACGGAUUCAUUAAUUCUACAAUCUUCAUCUUCGUUAACAUCUAUGGUGACAUUAGAAACCUCCCAAGUUAAAAGAAAUACAUUAUUUUAGGUGUUAUUGGAUGCUUCUAAAUUGCAUUUAUGCUUUCUUUCAAGCUUUUCUUCUUCGACGUUUUCUCAUGA